ACAUUUUCUCAUACACACACUUACACACACACACACACACUCACCGAGACUCUGAGAUUUUCCCGAACUCACACAGCGAUGGACGGAACCAGCGAACGGCGGAGUUUAGGAAGGUAACCUGGCGCUCCGACCCCCGAGACAGUGUCCGUUGUUCCGCUCCAGAGAUCCGCUCAGAUGCCGGGCCUGAUGGGCCGCGUGAGGUCGGUGUUCCGCCGCGAGCCGGAGGACUGGCACCUCAGCGACGCCGCCGCCUUCGACUUCUCCGAGGACCUGGAGGACGACGAGGCGCCCCGGUUCAGCCAGCUGAAGGUGGUGGUGUCAGGAGAGGCGGACGAGUUCCCGGCGGCCAACGGGUCGACGGUCACGCGUGUGUUGGACGAUGACGACUCGCUCCUGGGCUCCUCGUCGGGUCUGGUGCCGGAGGCGUGUGAAGGGUGCCGGAGGAGUCGAGAGAGCGAGCGGCGCCGGAGGAUCAUGAGGAAACUGGGCAUCGCUGCUCUGCUCUACUUCCUGUUCAUGGUGGGCGAGCUGAUAGGUGGGUACGUGGCCAACAGUCUGGCCAUCAUGACGGAUGCGCUGCACAUGCUGACGGAUCUGAUCGGGAUCGUCGUGUCUCUGCUGGCGCUCUGGCUCUCCGCUAAACCACCGACACACAGGUUCACCUUCGGCCUCCAUCGGCUCGAGGUGUUGUCUGCAGGUAUUAGUGUGUUGCUGAUCUAUAUCCUGACGGGUGUGCUGUUGAACGAAGCGGCUCAGAGAACGAUUCAUCAGGACUUCACCAUCGACGGAGACGUGAUGCUGAUCACUGCAGCGGUGGGAGUCGCCGUCAACCUGCUGAUGGGCUUCCUCCUCAAUCAGUCUGGUCAUCUUCAUUCCCACGGCCAUGGCCACUCUCACGGCCACGCCCACUCUCACGGGUCGCCGGACCGGGGUCAGGGGUCACAGGGUCAGCAGGGUCACGGGAGUCUGGCGGUGCGGGCCGCCUUCAUCCACGCGCUGGGAGAUCUGGCUCAGAGUGUGGGCGUUCUCAUCGCCGCCUACAUCGUCCGCUUCAAGCCGGAGUAUAAGCUGGCGGAUCCCAUCUGUACGUACCUGUUCUCAGUGCUGGUGCUGUUCAGCACAAUCCACAUCAUCAGAGACACCGGCAUCAUUCUACUGGAGGGAGUGCCUCGUCAUGUGGAUGUGUGUGUUCUGCGUGCGGAUCUGCUGAAGCUGCAGCAUGUGGAGUGUGUGGAGGAGCUGAAGCUCUGGGCUCUCACAGCCGACAGAACCGCCGCCAUCGUUCACCUGAGACUCGUGCCGGGGAUUGUGGGUAACUGGGAGGAAGUGCAGUCGAAAGCACGGCACCUGCUGAUGAUGUCACACGGCGUGACGCACUGUACGGUUCAACUACAGACGCAGAGACAAGAGACGCCACAGUCCUGCACACACUGCCACUCUCUCUCUCGCUGACACACACACACACACACAGAGAGGAGAGAGAGAGAGAGAGAGACAGGGGGCGCCACAGUCCUGCACACACUGCCUCACAUCCAGUGCCUGAACACCUCUCUCUGACACACACACACACACACACACACACAAGGAGAGAGAGAGAGAGAGAGAGAGAGAGACGGGUAAAGUGACAUCGACCCAGCAGGUUUACUGAUUGUCUAGCAGCUUUUCUAUAAUAAAUAUUGACCUCAUUUUCAUAAACCUUCAAUACAGACGUGCUCACUGGAGGUGUGUAUUAGGACCUGCUAUAAUGUGUGUGUGUGUGUGUGUGUGAAUCUCAUGAGAACGGCUCACUUUAAACACCACAUUACAGCACAACACAAGCUUGUCUGAGUGAAGGACUCGUGCGCAGCUGUAAUCACACUGACGCCUGUUUACACCAUAAAAAUGAAUGUAAUGAGUUUGGCUUUAUUUCUCAUUACUAUAAUGUUAUUAAAAUUAGCGGAAAUGAAAGGCAGUGCGACACACACGUGAUGUAUACAACUUCACAAUUUAAAGAAUAUAUUUAUGUUUUCACAUUGAAUUUGGUGGGGUGCUGAAAUACAGAAGAGAUGCUAAUCUAGAGUUUAAGGGAUGUGUGACCUGAACCGCAUUCAUGAGAUUCACACACACACACACACACACACUCAGUGUCUCAACACAACACACUCAAUAUUUCAUACGUCUAGAAUUCAUCAAUCGUAGUGACACGACAUCAUCACCGUAACACACUCACUCCUGUAGUUGUGUAUGUUUCAGACAUUCGUCAUCAUAUCCUGCAGGUGUGUGUGUGUGUGUGUGUGUGUCCACAUGAUCCCUUCACACACUCAGAACCACACAAUCUUCCUUUUAUCUUUUUAUUUCGUGUAUUUUUCCCUCAAGAUGCAGAUAUGAUUAUUAUUUAACUAUCAGUGCCUCAUCAGUACAUCAGGCCGAUAUGCCUUUUUAUUAUUUGUGUUUUUUUUAUGGUUUUGUUGUUUUCUGAAACAAGCUUUGGAUGGUUUUCUCUGUGUUUGCAGUAUUUGUUGGUUGAGGAUGAUGGAGUUACACUGAAGCGCUUGAUAACUUGAAAUAAAUACAUUUUUAAUGUCUGCA
This is a messenger RNA of Pimephales promelas (fathead minnow), 2568 nucleotides long. RefSeq names its product solute carrier family 30 member 4 (gene slc30a4). Gene Ontology annotation, cellular component: plasma membrane. Gene Ontology annotation, biological process: response to zinc ion; zinc ion transmembrane transport. The record is from RefSeq and is a predicted model, not a curated record. Gene Ontology annotation, molecular function: zinc ion transmembrane transporter activity. Lineage: Eukaryota; Metazoa; Chordata; Actinopteri; Cypriniformes; Leuciscidae.